AUGAAAUUCGGCCAACGUCUUGAACAGGAGUCCGUUCCAGAAUGGAGUAUUCACAACGUCGACUAUAACUCUCUCAAAUAUGAGAUCAAAACACACACAACCCGCGAUCAGGCUCGCGCCAUGGCCAUCCCGGGACAAAAGGACAUGGCUCUCCAGCGGUUUGAAGAUUCCUUCUUUGAGGAGCUGGCUAUGCAACAUGACCGCGUAAACCUCUUUGUCACGAGCAAGGCCUCUGAAAUUUCCUACAGACUAAACUACCUAGCCGACUCCAUCGAUCGCCUUGCCUCGAGGUGCGCCCGCUCCCCAAUGACGCUUAAGCGCCAGCGCCGGCUCGUCAAGUACCAACAAGAACUCCUCCACUGCGGCGAUGAUAUCCAGGCCCUUACCCGUUUUACCACCGCUCAAACAGAGGCCUUCCGCAAGAUUCUCAAGAAAUAUAAAAAAUGGACCGGUUCCCCGACUCUAGGCGAACGCUUCCGCGAGCACGUGCUGUCCGACCCGAAAUCCUUUAGCCGCCGUGACUAUUCCCACCUCCGUUCCCGUUACGAUGAGACUCGCGCCGUCCUUCGCACCUCAAUCCCCGACGUUGUCAGUGAGCCGACGUCUCCAGAGUCAACUCUUGAGCCUGACCGUCCGCGGUCUAUGGCUGGCGCAACGACGGUAGGGGCGGAGUCGUUCAAGUCUCUGCCGCCGCCGCAGAUGCUCUACUGGAACGAGUAUGACCACGGCAGCGAUGGCGAGGGUGCGGGCACCGAAGAACCCUACGCCCUGUAUAUCAACCCCGAGGAAGAUGUGGGCAUUCCCGGGUUGAGCUACGUGCAAGCUGCCUUCACGGCGCCGUUUGAAAAGGCCAAAUCGUGGUUCGGAGGUAAGAAACAUGCCCCUGAGACGAGAGCCAAUACUACAGAGGAAGACCCCGAGCGGCAGGCUCUGCUUCCCGAGCGUGUCCCCGCCACCGUGGGCUCCCUAGAGGCGACAGAAGCAGCCCAAACGGCCGGCCCCACCCAACCCCCCCGGACCGGCUACUCCACCAUUUCCUCAUCGAACCGUACAACCUCGGAGUCGGACGCCGACGAUGACCUCACCUCCAACGAGGACAACACCUACCCCACCGAAGGUUACCUGGUACACUACGCCACUCUACCUAGCAUUAAUGAGCAGUCCCUCCGCCGCUACCGUGAGAACGUCAUGUUCUGGGGUACAGUCGGCUGCUUCGCCACGUCGUUCAUCGUCAUGGGCAUCGCCGGCGUCCUCCUCUUUACAGGCCGCCACCGCAACAAGCUCGAGGUCAACGCCGGCGCCGCGCUGGGUGUCAUUACAAGCAUGUUUGCCGCUUGCGCCGCGUUAGGCAUGCAUCUCUGCCGCAGGGACGUGUUAAGUCUGUGGCAUCAUGCAGUUGUGUGGGCGAGUGGGUUGGCGCUGUUUGUGUUGAACGGGUUGUUGCUUGUCGUUGUUAUGGAGGGAUUUUAA
Scedosporium apiospermum is the source of this 1470-nucleotide messenger RNA. RefSeq names its product SPX domain-containing protein. NCBI's taxonomy places the organism in Eukaryota, Fungi, Ascomycota, Sordariomycetes, Microascales, Microascaceae. The coding region runs from base 1 to 1470 and encodes 489 amino acids. The record is from RefSeq and is a predicted model, not a curated record. Gene Ontology annotation, biological process: polyphosphate metabolic process; vacuole fusion, non-autophagic; microautophagy. Gene Ontology annotation, cellular component: vacuolar transporter chaperone complex; fungal-type vacuole membrane. The transcript has 4 exons.